GAGGCCAACACGUCGCCGUCAAUUUUCACGAUUUUACCUGAAAAAAGCAAUUUUCUCAAAAUUUCUUUCCGGUAACCGAGCAGUGCACGAUCGCUGGACCUACUGUGAAAAUCUCGCGAAAAUUCGAGCAUCCCAACCCGGUGAAAUCGCACGGUGAAUCCCGAAAUAUUUUAACAUUAAUCUGUGUAUGUAGGCGAUGCGACGUUGUCGGCUAUCGCGCUCCUAAACCUUGCCGCUAUACGGAUUUUUAACGCGAUGUCGCUUACCGUGACGUAGCGGCAACGCCACCCGAGAGUGAAGUUCGAGACAGUUGAAUGCGCAACUUGGAGAUCUAAUUAAUUGUUAAGAUGGAGUGCAACCGAAGAAAGCCUUUGGUGAAAAACCUUAACGACUUCUUAACAUGUAAGCUGUGUCAUGGCUACCUGAUAGAUGCGACUGUUCUCGUUGAUUGCCUUCACACAUUUUGUCGAGCGUGCAUCUUACGUCAUUUUGAAAACAGCAAGACGCAAACGCAAUGCCCAGUAUGUCCGACUUUUUACAAGAAGAAAAGUCAAUGUUUUCGUGCGGAUCCCACAACUCAAGCCCUCGUUUACAAAGCGGUACCUUCCUUAUAUACUAAGGAAAUGCAACGGAGGGAAGACUUUUACAGGAGCACGGGCAUGAGGGCAGGAAGCUCUUGUAGCGACGACAGCGUCAUUGAUCGGGAAAGGGAUAUGAUGCACGAAUCGGAAGAAAUGAUCUCACAAUGUCUCGGUGACAGGACUCAGUACCUUAGCAUAGACGACUCAAUAUCUUUAUCACUCGAGUACUACCAAGCACACCUGGAUAAUACUCCCACUGAAGAAAAACCAGCACGACCUAGUGAAACUAACGCUAACCUAAGUGACUCUCUUACAACAACCUCUGCAGCUCCAACAGUGUCAACUCAAAGUAAUACUAAAGACUCAAAAUGUGAAAGUGAUAAAACGGACCCUAGUAAUGAACAGAUUUGUAGUGAUGGUAAAAGUAGUGAAAAGCAGAGGAUUUGUGAUAAGAGGUAUUUGCAGUGUCCUGCUGGUGUUAAUAUGAAACACUUGCAGAAGUUUGUUAGGAUGAAGUAUGGAUUGACAAAUGAUCAUAGGGUGGACAUUAUUUACAAAGGCGAAGUACUACGAAAUGACUUUAGCCUCGUGGAUGUGGCGUACACUUUUAACUGGGAAAAGAAAAAACCAAUGCGGUUCUUCUACCGUAUAUUCAGCCCCUUGAAAAUCAGACCCAUAAAGAUCGUCAACACCCCCACUCCGACUGGCGAAAAACAACUACAAAUCGUUCCCGUUACAACAAAUAAUCAUUUGGCUGCUAAAAGUCCGCGAUCCGAACAAGCAUCGGCCAGUACAAAACCCCCAAAAUCACCCCGAGUGGAAGUACCAUCCUCGAACGAAUCCAAAGAAGCGGAUCAUGUUUUUUCCGGCAGAGAAGAGACUGAAAGGGAGCAGCAAGAUAAAGAAAUCCUGCUCGCUCAUCUGCAGUUGCAAAGUAAAACUAAAGCACUGCAACAGGCCGAAGCGAAAAAGUUGCAGCAGCAACAGAAGCUUCAGCAGCAGCAGACUUUGCAGCUAUCGCCCAAAUCGCUGCCCGCUAAAAUGAUUAAAGAUUGCGUUUAUCAUUAUGAGCAACCGGAUCAAGAAGAAAUAAAACGAUUUGCGGAGAAAAGAGACCGGGAGUGGGCGCUGCAAAAGAAACUGGAAGAAGAAACUAAACCGGAGAAAGAUAUGUAUUUCUCCAGUAGGGAUGGUUAUACUAGCAAGAAGCGUAAAAAGAGCAAGCAUUCAAAAAACGAAUCUAACGGGCAUAAAGAGAAAAAGCGAAAAAUACACGCGGACAAAAUCCAUGCGGAAAUAACAAAUAAUGACAAGUCUGAUUUGAAGCUGAAAGUCAAAAUAACUUCUAACGGGCACAAGAUUAAACACCAUAAAAUUGAGAAUAUUAGUGAACUAAGUCAUAAAGAGAAGCUGUUGCAAAUGAGGCAAGUGAGACAUAAGCCUUUAUCAGGUUCAUCGGGUGACGAACGAAGCCAACCAGCUAUCCCACCACUUAAAGUCCCUAAGACCUAUGUAACUGAUCCCGAUGAACCUCAAACAAAGAGAAAAAAGGAAGUUUUAAGUGGGUAUGACAGCCCUAAACAAUACACUGAUAACAAUAAUAUACCAUUAGAAUCUCAUCAACCCAAACCCAGAAUCGAACCAAUGAUCAUUAAACAACUACCCUCAGCAAAUGAUCAAAAAGUUAUUCCAAGUGUGUCGAGACCUCCUCCACAUGCACUUUCUUCCGGUAAAGUUGCCCGAAAAGAAGCAUCCGUAAGGCCGGUCCCUUUUGAUCAAAACGUAUUAUCAAAACAGACAUUUCUUAAGGCAGCUGCUGCUCAUGCCGACAAAUACGCCAAAGAUCAGAAAAUCAGCCAGGGCAAGGUGGAAGGCGUUAAAAAUACAGGAUCAAUGAGUAAUAAGGUGCUUCCGAUUGGAAGCAUUACUACUAAUAAUAAGAGUUUGGACAGGAAGAUAGCUAGUUUGCAACAAAGAUGUACCAUUGAACCGAAAAAUCCUCCUAACAGAACUGAAAAUGGUAAAACUGAAAAAAAUAAAGUGAUGACGCCUCAGUAUCCUCCAGGUUUUACUGUUAGUAAAAUCGAAAAUGGUGUUAAAAGAAAAGUAGAAGAUAGUGAACAAGAUAAGCGACCUAGUCUGGAAAUAACUCUUAUUCCACCAGCAGUUACGACCCCUCCAAUUACUAAACCAGCAGAAGUUAAGCCCGCAGUAAAAAGACCUUUACCUGGCACUAUUCCUUUAGAAAAAAUUAAAAAUUCUGUAAAUAUGAAAUCUGGCAUAAGCAUUAUAAAAAUGUCAGAGAGAACUGAUAACAAUAUGGUCCUUGAUUUAUCUAAGUCUGGAAAAUCUCCUGAAGCUUCUUCCAGAGCGUCACCGAAAACAGAACCGAUUAAUGGAUUAAGUUCAAUGGUAAAUAGACAAGUAGGUAAUAUGACUCCAAGACCCAUGGGGUCUCCUAACCGAACUACUCCAGAAACCAAAAAUAUGCAACUUUCCAACUUACAAAUGCUCUCCAAAGUAGCUACAGAACAUCCUUCCUUAAAUAAAAUGCCUCCAAAUAAUAUAAGCAAAGGUAGACCACAUUUACCAAGCCUGCAUUCAAUCAGCAAAAUGCAAACUAGUUUAUCAACAUCCCCUAAUACCAUAAGGCCUCCAGGGCUCCAAAGAAUACCUCCUAAGUUGACUGAUAUUCAAAAGUUCAGACCCAUGAAUCCCCAAAUAAGAAGCAUAAGGCCGCAUCAGAAUCAAAAUAUCAGGAAUAUACCUAAUCCUAGUAUGGUCCUCAAUAGGCAUCAAGGAAUAAAUCAAAAUAAAUCAGGAAAUUCUGUUUUGGAGAAGAAAAUUGCUUCUCCUAAGACUUCUCCAGUUCCAGUUACUUCUAGCACCAACGGUCCAGUUGCAAAGGACUUACCUUUAAUGAAACCAACUGCUAUGGAGCAACCAUUUGAUUCUAAAGAGAUUUCUGUGUAGAUAAUUCUGACAUUAUGGAUUAUAAAAUAAUGUAAGCACUGUGUGCUAAAUAUAUAAAAAUAUGUGAUAACAAAAGUAGAUGAAAAUUAUUUAAGACAAUGUGUAUUGGUCAUGUACUUUUUCUAAUUAAUCAUCGUAAUACUAUAAAUGGUAUAACUAGUUUUAAGAUAGUGUGCAAAUAUAUUAUUUCAUAAAGGCAUUUUUAAGUUCCUGAUUUGUUUAUUUACAUCUAUAAGACUUACUUACAAUUGUCGAUGUUUUUAUCUUACUGAUUAUUAUUGUUAAUGUUAUUUUAAUUUGUUUAUAAUAUAUUUGUUGUAUAUUUUGUUAAUUUAUAUGUCUAAUUUUUUAGCUUUUUUUGUUCUGAUAACAAUACCUCAUCUGUUAUUUUUAGACUGUAUAUAGUAGAAUCUUUUUGUAGAUGUGAUUGUUGUAAAUAUAGUAUUUUACAUAAAUAAGCUGAUAAAGAUAAUUUGUAGCUAUAUUGUAAAUAAAACUGAUAGGUAUACCCAGUGAAAAAUAUUGUAAUAUUUAUAAGUCUUAAAAGAAGUAGAUCCAGUUACUGGAAACAUGAACUAUUAUAUUUUGCUAAAGUAGAUACACGCGACUUAGUGUCUGUAAAUGAUUAGGUUACAGUAUAAUAAUAUGUCAGCAGUGUAAUUUUGUGUAGUGUAAUGAUUAGUAGCCAUUAUUAAUAAAAUGCAUAAAAAUUAAAAAAAA
Anthonomus grandis grandis is the source of this 4274-nucleotide messenger RNA. Its product is annotated as polycomb group protein Psc-like. Gene Ontology annotation, biological process: negative regulation of transcription by RNA polymerase II. The transcript is spliced from 7 exons. Gene Ontology annotation, cellular component: PRC1 complex. Gene Ontology annotation, molecular function: promoter-specific chromatin binding; metal ion binding. Lineage: Eukaryota; Metazoa; Arthropoda; Insecta; Coleoptera; Curculionidae. The record is from RefSeq and is a predicted model, not a curated record. Bases 348 to 3554 code for a protein of 1068 amino acids.